This is a messenger RNA of Peniophora sp. CBMAI 1063, 3066 nucleotides long. Lineage: Eukaryota; Fungi; Basidiomycota; Agaricomycetes; Russulales; Peniophoraceae. The record is from the annotation of a GenBank genome assembly.
AUGUCUGAUCGUGGAAGAGGCCGCGGCGGUGACCGCGGUAGGGGAGGUGACAGGGGAGGACGAGGUGGAGGUGAUCGCGGAGGCGGAAGAGGACGCGGAGGUGGUGAUCGCGGCCGCGGUGCACCUCCCGGCGGUGGCGGCGAAUACCGAGGCCGAGGUGGGCCUCCCGGUGGUGGCGGCGGUGGCGGUCGCGGAGAUUACCGAGGCGGAGGACGCGGUGGCGGUGACCGUGGUGGUUAUGCGGGCGGAGGGCGUGGUGGAGGCGACGGAGGACGCGGUCGCGGCGGCGGCGGCGGCGGCGGCGGCGACCGUGGACGCGGCGGCGACCGAGGGCGUGGGGGAGGCGGAGGCUUCAGAGGACGUGAGCCUGGAGGCAUCUUCAACCCUGGUGGACGCGCCGAAGUCGAUUCUCGCCUCGACGCUUCCCAGGACGAGCUGGUGGCCUCCUUCGGCGCACUCACCAUCCAUCGCGAUGACUUGCCUCUGCGCCCCGGAUUCGGAACUGUCGGACAAGAGAUCAAGCUGCGCGCCAACUUCUUCCCCGUCAAAGUGCCUCGCGGCCCUCUAUACGAGUACGACAUCAAGAUCACGCCUGCAGCGGGCACAGCAAAUAAACGGAUGCGCCGGCGUAUCUUCCAGCUUGCCGAGGAUACUCCCGAUUGGGCGAACAAUGGCCUAAAGGGCAACGUUGCCCACGAUCACGCCUCAAAAGCAAUCACCGCCAAGCAGCUUGCACAGCCGUUGACUGUUACUGUACCAUUCUACGACGAAGACGAAGACGAGUCUCAGGCCAGCAAGAAGGAAUAUGUCCUCACGUUCAAUUUCAUUCAGCCGAUCGACACGCAAAGUCUCAUCAGUCAUCUCAACGGCGACCCCAAGUUCCGCCAGUACGACAUCAUGCCCAUCAUCUCCGCGCUGAAUCUCGUUCUGGGUGCUCAUCCGUCGCGUACUCAAGAAGGCGGUGGUGUCAUGGUCGGCCGCAACCGCUACUUCUUCCCCUCUACGAUGCAGCCCAUGCCACUUGGCGGUGGUCUCGAAGCAUGGAAGGGCUUCUACUCGUCCGUCCGACCAAGCUUCAAGCAGCUCAUGGUCAACGUGAACGUGGCAACGACGGCAUUCUACACGCCCGGCAACCUCGCAGAUGGCAUGUACGCCUUCGAGCAAGCUAGCUUCGGGGCGCGCAUGGCUGGCUUCUGCAAGGGAGUCAGGAUCCGCACGGAGCACCUCGGGUAUCGCAAGACCGUCAAGAAGCUCGCGAACGCUACGGCAAAGUCGCAUAAGUUCGACUGCCCUGAGCUUGGGGGUAUGGUCACUGUCGUGCAUUACUUCAAGCAGAAGUAUAACAUCGACCUUCGCUACCCCGACAUGCAGCUCGUAGAUGUGGGCGGCCAAAAGCAGAACCUACUCCCUCCCGAACUUUGCACCAUUCUCCCCGGCCAGGCCUUCCGUGGCAAACUGCUCGACGAGCAGACCGCGAACAUGAUCACCGUAGCCGCGAAGCCGCCGAAUGUCAACGCAGCGACGAUCACUCAGUCCGGUCUGAAAGAACUCGGCUUCAAGUCCGGUCCCUCGCAAUCACCUGCGCUGGGCGCCUUCGGCGUAGGCAUCGGAACGGAGAUGGCCGUCGUACCUGGUCGUAUCCUCCCUCCUCCGGGUAUCCAAUACGGCCGCGGAAAUCCUGCUGUGGACGAGCGCGCGAGCUGGAACUUGAAGGGCGUGAAGUUCGCUCUUGGCGCUCCGCUCAAGCAAUGGGGCGUGCUCCUGAUCAAAGACGGUGGCCGCGACGAGUUCCAGGGCAUCAACGAUCCGGAGCUGAAGCAGACGAUCGAUGGGUUCUCCCGGAUGUGCAGCACGAGCGGUAUGAAGGUCGAUGGCGCGCAACCACAGUUCGUUGAAGUACAGCUCCCGCGCAAGAACCCCACGGACCCUACGCGCGACCAGGCAAUCGGAGCUAUCCGCUCUGCGAUGAUGGGCCAGUUCAAGCCUAAGCCUACCGUCGUCCUCGUCAUCCUCUCGUCUGGUGACAAGCACGUCUACGCGGGUAUCAAGCAUCUCUGCGACGUCUGGCUGGACGUGCCGACCGUGUGCGUGCAGAGUUCGAAGAUCCGCAAGGAGAAGGGCCAGAUCCAGUACUUCGCGAACGUGGGACUGAAGCUCAACAUGAAGCUCGGCGGUGUCAACCAUUCGCUCGACGAGAACAGCCUGAGCAUCCUGAAACGCACGCCGACCAUGUUGGUCGGAAUGGACGUCACACAUCCAGGCCCGGGCACUGUCAAGGGUACACCGAGUAUCGCGGCCGUCGUGUCGAGUCAAGACCUUAGGUUCGCUCAGUAUCCGUGCAGUAUGCGCAUUCAGGAGUCGAAGAAGGAGAUGAUCUCCGACUUGGAGCCGAUGAUGAAAGAGCGGCUGGAGUCCUACCAAAAAUCGAACCAAAAGCGGACGCUUCCCGAGCGCAUCCUCGUCUACCGCGACGGUGUCUCCGAAGGCCAGUUCCACCAGGUACUCGAACAAGAGGUCCCGGAGAUCAAGAAGUCGUUCCGGCACUUCAACACCGCCGGCAAGCCCUACAUGCCCCAGCUCACCGUCGUCGUCUGCGGGAAACGCCACCACACGCGGUUCUAUCCCACCGACGCCGCACACGCCGAUAAGGACGGCAACCCGCGCCCGGGCACCGUCGUCGACCGGGGUGUAACGGCCGUGUACGACUUCGACUUCUACUUGCAGGCGCACGGCGGGCUUGUUGGUACGACUCGCCCGACGCACUACAUCGUCAUCAUGAACGAGAUGGGCCUCGGCGCCAACGAGCUGCAGACGCUCACGAACAACGUCAGCUACACCUUCGCGCGGGCUACUAAGGCCGUCAGCCUCGUCAGUCCGGCUUACUAUGCCGAUCUGGCGUGCGAGCGCGGGCGUUGCUACAUCCACAAGCUGCUGCAAGGCUUCUCGAGCUCGGGCACGACGAGCGCUAGCGGAGAGAGCGGGAACGAUAGCGUCUGGAGGGAGGCCGAGCAGCUUUGGCACGGUGGCGUUAACGGGAGGCUGAAGGACAUCAUGUUUUACUUGUAA